GAGGAUCGGGCGGCGCGGCGGGUUCGGUCACCUAUGAGCCACAACAACAAGAGGUCGGCGAUGUAAACAAACUGUCGUGUCUUGGAUUUAUCCGCUAAACACUCGAGGCAGUUGUACUUGUCUACUAAUUAUCUACCUGUCGCCGUGAGGAAGAAAAUCAACAUUCACCAUGACGGACCCAGACAGGAAUCCAUUGAAGAAACAGUUAUCAAAGACAUCCCUAGAGAAGAGUCUGCAGAUGAUCUCUUCUCCACAGCAAGCACCCAUCACCAUAUAUCCUGGUCCUAGGGCUGGCAUGGCCACCAUGUCUAAAGCUGAUCUGGAAAUUGCUCAACGUUUGGAAAACUUGCGGAAAUCUCACAUUGAUGAGUUACCAACUGAGGAAGAGAUGGCUUCCAGACUUGCUCAUCUCAAAGGCCUUCCUUCAGACCACUUCAAGAAGCCUUCCAUUGUGCACCAGCCACCUGACACCAGAACUGACGGCCAGAAGGCUGAUGAUCUAAUUUCUCGGGCUAUGGGCGAAGUGGCCUUAGAUGAGAAGAUGGCUAAGGCUGAUGAUGAGCUGGAGACUCGACUUGCUCGCCUCAGGGGUGAGGAAGCCCAGGCCCGGGGUGCCAUUGCCAGACCUCCUGCUGCCUUCCCUUUGUCACCCAAUGCCAGAGCUGAUGACACCUUAGGGGAAGAUCUAGAUGAUAUGAGUAUGGAUGAGGUAGAAGCUCUGAUGAAAGCUGCUGAGAAAGAGGCCAGUGCUGGUGGCAAGGCCUUGGGAGAGCUACAAGCUGACCCUGAGGUAGCAGGAGCGAUGGCACAGGCAACAAAGAGGAAAGAGAAGGGACGGCAGAAGUCCAGGUCAUCCAAGGGGAAGAAGGGUGAGUCAUCCGAUGAGGAGCGGCACAGCAAAAGUUAUGACAGUGAUAUAGAUUUAGAAAUAGAAGGAGGAAAGGCUAUUGAUGCUGUGACAGAACAAGAAGAGGUGCAGAGGAUCAUUGACAUGUAUACCAAGAGGGCACAGCUCAAGAAAGAGAAGAAGAGGAAAAAGAAAGAAGCGGCCGCAGCAGCAGCAGCCCAAGGGGGUGCUGCGGCAGCUGUAGGGGGAGAUGACUCUGAUUCUGACAUUGAAGUUGGUUCAGAGUCGGACCUGACCUCAGAGAGUGAAAAGUUUAGCAUGAGUGAUGAAGAUGAACUCAGUGAAUGAGAGAUUGGUGAAUCUUUCUGAACAGGUAUAGUAUAUAUAUGAGUUUUAAGCUUUUCAAACUUUGUGCUGGGAAGCUUCGCUGAUGUGUGCAGUAAAGAUUGACAUGUGAAGGAUUGCAUCAAGAAACCGAUUGUUGAAUUAUUUGUAAUUGUUAACUACAAGUGAAGGUUAAGUAAAUGAUAAUGGUAACAUGUAAGCAACUUUGUACACUUAUUUAUACAUGAUAUAGUUAUAUAUUUUUAUGUACCACUGUACUUUGCAAAUUUGUGUAUUGGUACUGUAUAAUGAAAGUAUUUUAUCCAUUGUAAUUACAUAUACACCAGUAUUUUAGUUGGCAUGCUACUUAAUAUAUUUUUCUAGCACUAUGAUAUUGUGUAUAUCUGAUCAAUUUAAGAUGUAAUUCUUGAGGACUUUUCAGCAAAAACAAAGGAAAUAGGAUAUUUGUGAUGCCGCUCAUUGACUAUUUCUCCAGGGACCGUCUUCCUGGUUUAGUACAUACUCACAUUAUUUUAUUCACAUUAUUUUAUUCAUUGUUUUGGUGUUUUCUGUCAAUAUAAUAUUAUGGACAUUUUAUUGGUUAUGAGAUAAAUGGUGUAUUCUGCAUUGCAGCUUGCCCCAAUGAAAUGGCUUUGAUUCAUGUAGAGUAAAUGAUUAUUUGUAACACAUUUGCAACAAUUAAUUAAGUAUAACAGAGUAUUAUAAUAUGAAAAAAAUUCUCUUAGGAUCUUGAUUCCAUCUCCAUGGACAUGUGAUAUAUGAGAUAUGAUUCUCGUGAAUGAGUGAUGUGUCGAACGGAACUGAAUAAAAUGGUGCUUUGUAGCUGUGGUGACCAGCCAGGUGAAUAGUCACCGUCAGCCACAAGCUACACGCCCUGCGCUGAGACGUGACUCAUCAUGUCCUGUUCAACUUGCUACUGUGCUUCACAGUUUUGCCAACAACACAUGCUUCUUGAAGUAUCUGCUAUAAUGUAUAAAGAUAAUGAGAAAUCACUACAACUUUGUAUAAAAGUGACAUUCUCUUGCUUAUCUGUGUAAGAACACAGCUGGUUUGAUUAAUUUGUGUCACUGUGUGUGGGCCCCCUCAAUGCUGAAGGCCAUCUUGCCAAUACUAUGCCUAAGUAAGCCUAAUGUUACCAUCAUGUUGCUGUGUCUUAUUGUGAAGCCAUUGGAGUAUAGGGCCAUAAGCACCUGACACCAUUUGUACAGCUUUUGUUGAAGUACUUUGAUGCAUGAUCAUGGUGUUCCUCUCUACCUCCAUCUUGUCACAGUCACGUUACUGCCACACCUUGUGCCUAAUGUUCAGUUGCCAGGUUCUUCGUUUCUUUGAUUUACCUAUUGUUGAUAGUUUAUACUUAAAUCUAAAAUGUAUUUUGAAAUGUGAACAAAGUGGAACAAAGUUUUAAUCCAAAGUAGAUAACAAUUCUGUACUACAAAUUGGUAACAUAUAUGGAGGAGCAGCCUGAUUACUAAACACAGAUAUCUCAUUGUAUUUUAAUGAUCCAAUGCUCAUCAUGCUAUGAGAUGCAUGUAUUCUCUUGAGAUGAAAAUGACAAAGUUUAUGCAUAAUAUUCUGCCUCUUUAAAAUGUAGGUUUUCCUAUUUCCUUUUUACAAAUGUACAUGCGGUGUGCUGUACAUGCAGUGUGCAUUGAGCUUAUUAAAAAGAGCUUGUAAUCAGCCUGUGCUUUCCUCAGCAUUUAUAACACAGGAACCACUGAGAGUGUAAUUAAUAAUGGAGAAUAAGUUUUUAGUUUUUCUUUAACAUAGUGGCCUUACAUGCUACUCAUGAAUCCUGUUCAGGUAUGAUAUUUUGUUUACAACUUCUCUCCAACAUGAAUAGCCAUUAUGCAGAUAGUACCUGGACAGCUUUGUUCAUCUUUGUUGGUAAUGUAAAUAUUUGUGAUCCAUGAUGUUUCAUAUUCUCUUGAUGAAAUGUGCAAUGCUCAGUUGUUUAUCAGAGGGAUACAUACUUGUUAUGGUUCUUAUCGCUUUUUGUUUAUUAGAUGAUAUAUUCUUUGUUGACCAUGCUGUCCCUCAUGUAAUUAUGCUGUAUUACAGAUUGUGUUAAAGAUUGUAGAAAGAUCAAGAAAUUUACAUAAAUAGACUGGAAAGUCAUGUUUGCACUAAAAAUAUGAAAUGUGCUAUACUAAUGCUAUAUGCAGUUUGAAAGGCAAUUGAAUUGGCUUAUAAUUAUGUAACUGUUAAAAUGUAAAGUUUGCCUAAUAGAGGUGUGGCAUUUUACAGUGUUCCAGUGUAUUUUGUGACAUCUUGGGACAGCUGCACAUGAACUAAGCACUGCACUGACAGACUUUGUAUGGCUUUUCCGCUGACUGUGUUCACAUGAAAACAGGUUAAUAGACAUACCAAAUAUGUUUCUCUAUUAUUGUUUCAAGUGUUGUGUUUCUAAUAAUGAAUAGUAUUUUAGUUAUAUACCUGAUUAUGCAUGUGAGGUUCCUUGGUCUGGAAGUUUCAUCAUGUAUGUGUGUAUAAUUUCAUUGAUGGGCAUGUAGAUGAAGGGAUUGCAACAAAUCAUGUACCAAAUGUGGAACUUAGAGAUAGACAGCUCAACAAUACUGACAUGUUGGGAAGGUGUUAUUGUUAAACACCUUGCAUUUGAAUGGUUUGCAAGUCACAAGGUCACUACAGCAGUCCACUUCAGUUUUUGACUUUUUGAUCUCUAAGAACAUUGUCUGAUGAUACUUGUUUGUAGUCAGCUGAAUAAUCAUAGUAUAUGAAAUACUUCCUUUGUGAUGUUUUGCAGAUUUGAAGUAUUUCUUUCCAGAGUUCUAAGAAUUUGAAUACUGAAAAGAGAGCAUGCUUCAAGAAUACACAGCAAAAGUCUAUGAAAUAUAUACACCAAAUAGCA
Molecule: messenger RNA, 4058 nt
Organism: Portunus trituberculatus (swimming crab)
Lineage: Eukaryota; Metazoa; Arthropoda; Malacostraca; Decapoda; Portunidae
Biological process (GO): mitotic cytokinesis checkpoint signaling; abscission
Cellular component (GO): cleavage furrow; midbody; centrosome
Molecular function (GO): phosphatidylinositol-3-phosphate binding
Source: RefSeq, a predicted model, not a curated record